This is a messenger RNA of Phasianus colchicus (ring-necked pheasant), 3321 nucleotides long. Its product is annotated as omega-hydroxyceramide transacylase-like. NCBI's taxonomy places the organism in Eukaryota, Metazoa, Chordata, Aves, Galliformes, Phasianidae. Gene Ontology annotation, cellular component: cytoplasm; membrane; lipid droplet. The record is from RefSeq and is a predicted model, not a curated record. Gene Ontology annotation, biological process: triglyceride catabolic process; lipid homeostasis. Gene Ontology annotation, molecular function: triacylglycerol lipase activity.
CCUGCAUGUGGCAGGGGGGUUGGAGAUUCAUGAUCCUUGAGGUCCCUUCCAACCCUGGCCAUUCUGUGAUUUUGGUAUGGUUCACCUGGCCCAGCUGGUGACAUCACACAUGGUGACGUCAUACAUGGUGACAUCAUGCCACGUGCCUGGAUGAGUGCUUGUCACAUGAGCAGGGCAAGGGUUUCUGUGGCUGAUGCUAAAUAUAGUAUAGGCUGCGAUUUUUUGUGUCGUGUUCCUGUUAUAAGAAAAAAAAAUAGUGUGAAAUGGCACCUUCUGGGAGCUGCUGAAGUCACAGGAAUUGCAAUUUGUGAGGCAAGGUUCUAGGGUGGGUUAUGAAUCUCUUUUUUUUCCUUUUUUCUGGCUGAAUGUGAGCCAGAAGUGUGCCCAGCCAAGAAAGCCAAGGACAUCCUGGUUGUAUCAGCAGAAGUGCACCCAGCAGCAGCAGGAGGUGAUCAUCCCUCUGUACUCAGCCCUGGUGAGGCCACACAUCAAAUGCUCUGUUCACUUUGGGCCGCUCACUACAAGAGAGACACAGGACCUGAAGCAAGUCCAGACAAUGAGCUGCAGAGGUUCUGUGAAAGGUUGUUGUGUGCUGAUGAAACACGAACUGACUGAGAGGUAGACAAGGUGCAUGGGGUGAGCAUGGCACAAAUCACCACAUUGUGAGAAACUGCCUUUUCCCCACACAGGCAGGCACAGAGCACCAUCCCUGCUUUUCAACUCUAAGCACUAUUUACUUCUUUCUACAAGACUGGAUGAGAAGCUGAAACAAAUAGAUUUACAAACUUCCUCAGUAAUGCAGAAAUGCAAUUGAGCAAAACAUGGCCUGGGUAGCCUGAUCUGUGCUUUUGGUUUGUGAUUGGAGCAGCACAGUUGUCUAGCUGUGUAUGGAAAGUAGUGCAGUAAUAGGGCUGAACCCUGUGUUUGAAGCAAUAGCAAUAUUGUUGCUUCUGCAAAACAAGAGUUCUUUUUCCCCUUUGUCCUAGAGUUGCAAAUCACUUUUUCUUAAUCUCAGGAACUUUCUUCAUGUGGUUGACCAGUGGAUUUCAAACUCUAAAUCCCUCUUCCAUCUAGUAAACAGCAGCAUCUGGAAUGGACUCUUCUUAUUGCAGUUAACUUGUAGGGGCAACACUUAAGGGUAGAUGGAAAAUUAUUUCCGUUGCAUCUGUUCUCUUGACUACUCAAGGAAUAUAUUUAUUCCUAUCAUCCCAAGUUUUCCAUCUUUCUUUGCUCUUUCCUCUUUGCAGCUCAACAGCGUGAUCUGUGAAGCUCAUGCAAGGUGUGUGCAAGCAGCUUAGUGGCUUGGCUGCUGGGUGGAGCUGGUCAGUGUUGCUGCUCCCAUGUAAGCUUGGGGCUGGAUUAGCAGUGUCACUGGUGCUCAGGCAAGAGUUCAGGGUUUAGUGGAGACAGCAGCCUUUAGCACCACAUAUCCAGCACAGCUGCCAUGCUGACAUGAGAGUACUUUGCAGCCCCUUUGUGUAGAUCAGGGUUGCAUCCAGACCCCCCAAAACUCACCCGGUUUUGUGAGCAUACUCAAAACCCUGAAAUUGUGAAACUGAGUGAACAACUUGGAUUUUGAUUUCUCUAAUAGUCCAAAUACCUUCUGCAGGUUCUCCACUCCCUAGGUCAGGGUUUGGUAACCUCUGACAAAUGAGACAAACCAGUUUUAAACAGCAUCUUGCAAGACACUUGUGUACAAGGGAGUAUUGCUGCUUCUUACCCACCAAUAGCCUGGAAACAAGUGGAACCCUGUGGCAGUGCUCAUGCUGUUCAUCAGCUCAGGGAAACAACUUUUCUCUCUGUUGUAAUACGGGCUGCUCCCCCAACAGCAGUGAGAUGUGCAGCCCUCCACACAGCCUGGGGCUUUCACCCAGGAGCUAAGUGCACGCCUUGCCUAGGAACGUAUUGCAGUGUAGUCCAUUUGUUUUCAUGAGUAGCCUUAGGUAUUAAAAGAGAUCACACAUCACAUGCUCCUGCCAUUGCUUUAUUUUCAUUGGACAUUUAGGUUUGAGAUCUGUGUCAAACAGAGAGAUAAAAUGCAGUGAGAGAGGCCAGAAACAGAAGCAGAUUGGGAACAGCUAAGUGUUGGCUUGCUUCAGAAGAGACCUCCAAACCUGUCCUGUGCAGCUGCUUUCUUGUGCUUUGAGCUCUUGGUUUUAGCAGAAGUUAUGAAGAUAAAGGGAGAUGAGAGAUCUUUCUCUUUAAUGUUCAGAGGCUGCAGUUUCCUGCAGGUUUAUGAAGCUGGAGUGGUAAAAGCUUUGCAGGACUUGUCACCUGAGAUAUUGAAAUCUGCAUCCAAGAUCUACGGGAUAUCUUCAGGAUCGAUUGUGGCUGCAUUUGCAGCAUGUGAGUGUGAUAUAGAUGAGAUGCAGCAGUACUUCUACAAUGCUGGGAAACUCUUUUUCAGCACGCUCCUUACAGCUCGGGGAAAAGUCCUGCUUGCUGUAAAGGAUGCCUUAAAUAAAUUUCUGCCUGCCAAUGCCCACCAGCUGGCAUCUGGGAAGCUGCACAUCAUCCUCACCCGCCUGCGUGAUUGGAAUUGCGUGACGGUUUCAGAGUUUGCUUCAAAGGAGGACAUCAUUCAGGCCGUGAUAUGCAGUUGCUUCAUCCCUCUGUGCUUUGGCUUUAUCCCUCCUCUGUACCAUGGGGUGUGUUAUAUUGAUGGGGAAUUCAGCAUGUGGAAGACCAACUUCGUGUCCCAGACCACCAUCACCGUGUCUGCUUUAGCUGGAGAAUUUGACAUCUGUCCCAGAGAUUGCCCAGUUCCAUUCUUCAUUUUCCAAAUAGUUGAUUGGAUUUUACGUAUAUCAGAACAAAACUUGUAUCGCAUGCAGUGUCUUUUCCGGUGUCCUUCAGCAAAAGUUUGUGAACAGCUUUAUCACGAUGGCUACCAGGAUGCAGUCUCCUUCUUACACAGGUUGAAUGCAUUUGGUAUAAAAUACCUUCCUGAGGACUUUAAGCUUUCGUUGCACAAGGAAUCGUGUCAGAAAGGUGAAGGGACCCUGCACAGGAAGCCAGGAACAGGAGUACCUUGCUCCAGAGCAACAGACUCUCAGGACAUCGCCAAGGAGAACACAGCAAGCGUUUGUUCAGCAGAUGAACUGGAGGAAUAAGAUAUGCUCCAUCUCCUGCAACCCUCAGAAAGACAAACGCUGGCAGCUUGUAUGGCUGCAGGAGGACCUUCGACAGCGGAUCCUGCAGUCUAAACAUCUGCUGCUUCUUCCACCGAGCCAGGUCUGCUCUCAGGAGGACAACAGAAGAGUAAAUAAAGACCCGUCAUUAGAAAUAACCCAAUAAAUGCAACAAUUCCUCCUGUCCAGC